Moneuplotes crassus is the source of this 1570-nucleotide messenger RNA. NCBI's taxonomy places the organism in Eukaryota, Ciliophora, Spirotrichea, Euplotida, Euplotidae. The record is from the annotation of a GenBank genome assembly.
AUGUCUGCUAUAACCAUAAUGAUACAGCAUUGUGAGCUCAAACACAGGGCUAACUUCUUCCUUGUAGGGCAAUGAGAUGCUGUGAUUUACCCUCAAAAGGCUAAAAAGACACAAAAAUUUAGAACUGACAUCUCUACAGACACUGAAUAUCCUAAAUGGAGCAAAAAUGUGUUCAAAUUUGCGAACAUCUCUCUCGGAAACAGAGUCCUGCUCAAGUUCGGUUGCUUCAGAGCAAAAGAGAGUGUAGACAUGACUAGACCUGAGAAAGCCACUGAAAACUGUACCUUAUAUGGCUCAGCAUCUAAGCUCUUGACACAGUCUUUCAUUACCAAAAUGAGAAGGGACAAGGUCAUUGAGGAGACCAUGAUCCUCUUAGACCCGGACAACAAUCUCGAGAUCGGCAGGGUCUCCCUUGUCUGGAAACUUACUGUUGAAGAACUUGAGGAUAGAAUCUAUGAAGAUGUCAGAGAGAUUGAAAAAGUGUACUAUGACCAAUUCACCUCUGAUGAAGGUGAGAUUCAUACAAAACUUGAUAAAAUCGAGAAAAUAGCUGCUAAAAAGCAGAAAGAUCUUGAUGAAGUCAUGGGAGAACAAGAUAAACGUAUUGAAGCCAUGAGAAGCCUCGCUAUUGACCUUGCCAUGUUGAGAAAAAGCAAAGAAGAAAUGGAGGACACAAACAAAAAGCUGUUACACGAAUUAAAUACCAGGCAAAAUGUUGACGAUGUCCAUAUCCAGAUAGAUGUGCUGUCCACAACUCCACAAGGAGUAGCUCAACUUAAAGAGAAAUAUGCCAAACUGAUCGCCAAAUUUUACAUCGAAAGGAACAGACAUGAAGACCUUGAAGAGGACUACCAGAAGCUUAAACCUCAACUUAAGGAAUUAGAGAAGACAAAGAAGGGCAUUUACGAGCUAGAAAAUGCAAUUCAAGAGCAGAAAUUUCAUGGAGAUAGGUAUAAUGACAAGCUUGCAAGAAUUAAGGCUAGCAAGGAGACUAUCCAGUCACAAGAAAAACUGAUACAGAACUUGACUGAAUCAAUCAAAGAGGGAUCCAAAAGUGGACCUAAGAUGACCUCAGAGCUCGAAAUGUACCUCCAAGAUCUUGGCUAUAAGCGUACCAGAUUAUUAGAGAAGCACAAGCAGUUACAGUUGAUGAUCGAGCUAAAUGACGGUAAAUUACCCAGAGAUUAUCUCGAGAAUAUUCAGAGCGAAGAACUUGAGGAUAACCCUGAAGAAGUAUCUCGUCUGAAGCGUCAGGCAGACUCCUUGAUGUCCAGAAUCCAAGAAGUGACAGGCAAACUUGAUAUGAUAAAAGAUGAUUUCCAGCUAAAUAAGAACUUCGAAGCAAUAGAAGAUUGGGAGAAUGAGAAGCCAAAUUACGAAAUCCAGAUCUUACAGUAUGAGAACAGGAAUCAGAUAUUAGAGAAGCAGCAGAAAUCAGAUACUGAGAAGCAUGCUAAAAUAGUAUCAGAUCUUAAGCACAAGAUUGCUUCUAUCCAGAACAGUAUCGAUGAGAGGUCAUAUUUGAUGCACACAAUGAAUUAAUUUGACUCUAGAUGAUAUAUUUUAAAGG